Molecule: messenger RNA, 1314 nt
Organism: Esox lucius (northern pike)
Lineage: Eukaryota; Metazoa; Chordata; Actinopteri; Esociformes; Esocidae
Product: general transcription factor II-I repeat domain-containing protein 2B-like
Source: RefSeq, a predicted model, not a curated record
AUGGCAUUUUACGAGGAGACACGCAGCUACACAGCUUUUUCAUUAGCUGUUGAUGAAAGCACAGAUAACACAGACACAGCGCAGUUAUCAAUUUUUAUUAGAGGCGUAAAGUCGGACCUCUCUAUCACUGAGGAGCUGUUGGAUGUGGCUGCAAUGCAUGGGACUACGACGGGACAGGACAUUUUUGGUGCGGUGGAGAAGUCCGUAAGUAAAAAUGCAUUGCAGUGGGAAAACUUGGUAGGAUUAACUACAGACGGUGCACCGGCAAUGUGUGGAGGAAAAGUGGGCUUGGUUGGACUAAUGAAGGGGAAAAUGCAAAAAAUUAACUGUAAAACGCCUCUGAUAACAUAUCAUUGCAUUAUCCAUCAAGAAGCUUUGUGUGGGAAGGUGCUGAGGAUGGAGGACAUUGUGACCACAGUCAUGAAAACAGUGAACUUCAUUCAGGCGCGUGGCCUGAAUCACCGUCAGUUCCAGCAGUUUUUGCUGGAGAUGGGCUCGGAACACGGGGAUGUGCUGUACCAUACAGAAGUGCGGUGGCUGAGUAGGAGCAAAGUCCUCAAGCGAUUUUUUGAGCUCAGGGAAGACAUUGCUCUUUUUAUGCAGCGUAAAGGAAAACUCAUGUCUGAACUAUCAGAUCCAAAGUGGAUGUGUGACUUUGCUGUGUUGUGUGACAUAACCGACCAUCUCGCCCAGCUGAAUCAGAAGCUGCAGGGACGCAAACAAGUCAUCACGCAGAUGUCCGACACGAUCACGGCUUUCCAGCGUAAAUUGGACUUAUGGAUGUGGCAAGUAAAACAGGACAAUCUUGUCCACUUUCCUGUUUGUCAGAGCAUGUCAGCCUCAUUUCCCGAGACUUUUUCAUGUACUCAGUUGGCUACCAAACUGAGCUGGUUAAAGACUGAGUUUGAUCGGCGCUUCUCUGACUUCAGAGCACAACAGUCUGGCUUUGACAUCUUUGCCAAUCCUUUCAUGACUGAUAUCUGCACUGCACCUCAACACCUUCAGAUGGAGCUAAUUGAGCUUCAAAGAGACAGGAUGCUGCAAUAGGACUUUUACCGUCUGCUGCCCCCUGGUUUGAUGCCACAGCUUCGACUUCAUGCUGCCUGUGUGCUGUCCAUGUUUGGGAGCACCUAUCUGUGCGAACAGUUUUUUUCCAUAAUGAAUCUGAACAAAAAGAAGCACAGAUCACGCCUCACGGAUGACAACCUCCAUGCUGUUCUACGCAUUGCCUCAGCACAGGACCUAAAACCAGACAUUGACACACUGGCAACAGGAAAACGGUGUCAGAAAUCUGGUCAGAAAACACACAGGUAA